Messenger RNA from Lodderomyces orthopsilosis Co 90-125, 987 nucleotides. Its product is annotated as telomerase inhibitor. Lineage: Eukaryota; Fungi; Ascomycota; Pichiomycetes; Serinales; Debaryomycetaceae. The record is from RefSeq and is a predicted model, not a curated record. Gene Ontology annotation, molecular function: nucleic acid binding. Bases 1 to 987 code for a protein of 328 amino acids. The transcript has a single exon.
AUGGGUCUUGCAGGUACAAAAGUUAAACAGAGGUUUGGUCUAGAUCCUAGAAAUACGAACUGGUCUAAUGACACAGCAAGAUUUGGGCACCAAUACUUAUCAAAAAUGGGGUGGGCACCAGGCUCAGGUCUUGGAUUAGUCAAGGAUUCAUUAACUACCCAUUUGAAAAUUCAUAUAAAGACUGAUAAUGCAGGGCUCGGGGCGAAGUUGAAGAAAGCAGACAAGGACAAGACUUUGGAUGAAUGUAGUGGACUUGAUGCAUUUCAAAGAAUCUUGGGAAGAUUGAAUGGUAACGAGGAUAAGGUUAAUAAUGUACUUGACAUGAAACGAAAUGAUAAAAUUUUGAAUGGGAAAUGGGGGAUGAGGUUUGUCAAGGGAGAAGUGUUGCUGAGUACAUGGGAUAAGGAUAAUAAAACGUUGAUUUCGUAUAAGAAUAAGGAGGAGAGUAAGAAACGAGAUUUUGAGGAGAUGGAUGGGAUGGUGGAUGUACAGGAACCACUUGUAAAGAAGCAGAGAAAGGAAAGGGAUGAAUCUGGAACAAAACUGAACACAAGAUCAGAGGAGAAGGACAAAAAGCGUAAGAAGAAGGGGAACUCUGAUAGUGAAGCAAAGCAAAAAAAGAGGGACAAGAAGGAAAAGAAGGAAAAGAAGGAAAAGAAGGAAAAGAGUGAGAAGAAGGAUAUAAAAGAAAAGAAAUGUGGUACCAAUACCGAAGACAAGAAAGAUAGGAAACACAAGGUUAAAAAAAGUAAGUCCUCGAAAUCAAAUAAAGACAAUUCAAAUUUGGCUAACGGCCCAUCUAAACUCAUUCUACGAGUGGAUGGUUCAAAUCCUUCUACACCUAUUCUGGAGUCACCGCUGUCUCGAGGUUCUACUCCAACUCCAAUAGCAUCAAGAUUGUCAGGGAGAGCUAAAUAUAUUAAACAAAAGCGAGCCUCAGUCAUGGAUCCCAAAGCAUUAAAUGAAAUAUUUAUGAUAUCUAAAUAG